CGGAGGAGGCGGAGCCGGGCGGGCCGGUGUGCGGGCAGGUGAGCGGGCAGCCCGGCCCAGCCCCGGCUCCUGCCCGCGGCGCCGCGAUGCUCUGAGCCGGCCGCAGCACGGAGGAGAUGGAGCCGCUGGAGGCGAACAGCAGCUGCAGCAACGGGUCCCUGCUCACCCUUUCGUGCCUUUCCCACCGAGUUGUGUGCCAAGUGAUCAGCAGUGCUGACCCUGUCUGGGACAAUGGGACUUCAAAUAACUCCUGGGUAACUCGGCUGGAAACCAGUUAUGGAUUCUACAUUGGCCUGGGUUUGGCUGUCUUCUCCAGCUUCCUCAUCGGAAGCAGCGUCAUCCUCAAAAAGAAGGGGCUGCUACGGCUGGUGGAGAAGGGAGGCACCAGGGCAGGAGACGGAGGCCAUGGCUACCUAAAGGACUGGCUCUGGUGGGCUGGCUUGCUAACAAUGGGUGGAGGGGAAGCUGCCAACUUUGCUGCCUAUGCCUUCGCUCCUGCAACGAUUGUUACGCCUCUGGGGGCUCUGAGCGUUCUCAUAAGUGCCAUCCUGUCUUCAUAUUUGCUUGGAGAACGGCUCAACCUGUUGGGAAAGCUGGGCUGCAUGCUGAGCCUUGUGGGCAGCACCGUGAUGGUGAUACAUGCCCCAGAGGAUGAGGAGGUCACCACUCUGGAUGAAAUGUCCUCUAAGCUGAAAGAACCAGGUUUCCUUGCUUAUGCUGCGAUCCUCUUGGCUGUCUGUUUCCUCCUGAUCUUCUACUUCGCACCCCGCUAUGGCCAGAGCAACAUCCUCAUCUACCUCACCAUCUGCUCUGUUAUUGGUGCCUUCUCCGUGUCCUCAGUCAAGGGCCUGGGUAUUGCCAUCAAGGGCUUCUUUGCUGGCCAGCCUGUGCUGCAGCACCCAUUGACAUGGAUCCUAGUCGUCACACUGGUGGCAUCCAUCACUACACAAAUUAACUACCUCAAUAAGUCUCUAGACAUUUUCAACACAUCUUUGGUGUUUCCCAUCUACUAUGUGCUGUUCACCACCAUCGUCAUCACAACUUCUGUCAUCCUCUUUAAGGAGUGGGUCACCAUGACUGUAGUUGACAUCAUUGGAACAGUUUGUGGCUUCCUCACCAUCAUUUUGGGAGUGUUUUUACUCCAUGCCUUCAAAGACAUGGAUGUCAGUUUAGGGAAUCUACCACAGGUCCUCCAGAGUGGACAGCAAGCACCAGUCACCCGAGAUGACAAGAACAUCCUAAUAGAGGUGGACAACUCCAGCAUCGCCCCAGAGGAUAAACCCAAAGCACUUGCAUGAACUCCAAAAUACACACCAGUAUCUCCAAUACAGUAGGGAUGUUACCUGGACUCUUGGACAUGGCACACCUUCCAAACCUGCUUGGAUUUCUGUCAGUGGUGACAAUGAAGAGAUGGGAGAAAUAUCAUUUUGAGCUGGAAGGUGAAAAAGGAAGGUAUUGCUGCAGUUAAAAGUUUUUCCCGUCCUGCUGCACAGGGAGGCCGGAGCCCAUUUGCUCACAGCAAAUCCCAAACAGGAAGCAGCAAAGCCGGAGCCAGCUGUGCCAGACUGGCUCAAUCCAGAGGCAGCUCUGGCUGGUUUAGCCCUGGACCACUGAUGCUGUCUGAAAUGCUGACCUGAUUAUACCUGGGCCUGAGCAUCACUGGGUGAAUGCAGCAUGGGGCUGAGGGGGUGGGAAUAUGCAAUCUCUUGUUGUAAUAACAUUUCAAUACUAUUUUUUUGGAAUGUGGAAAACGAAAUAAAGGCUUUUUCUA
This is a messenger RNA of Strigops habroptila (Kakapo), 1771 nucleotides long. It is a transcript of the gene NIPAL4, whose product is annotated as NIPA like domain containing 4. NCBI's taxonomy places the organism in Eukaryota, Metazoa, Chordata, Aves, Psittaciformes, Psittacidae. Gene Ontology annotation, biological process: magnesium ion transport. The transcript is spliced from 8 exons. Gene Ontology annotation, molecular function: magnesium ion transmembrane transporter activity. The record is from RefSeq and is a predicted model, not a curated record. The coding region runs from base 117 to 1298 and encodes 393 amino acids. Gene Ontology annotation, cellular component: membrane.